Blepharisma stoltei is the source of this 384-nucleotide messenger RNA. Lineage: Eukaryota; Ciliophora; Heterotrichea; Heterotrichida; Blepharismidae. The record is from the annotation of a GenBank genome assembly.
AUGGCUUGGAGGUUUGAAUUAGAUACCCCUGUAAUCUCAUAUGUUCCGAAACCCAAAAAAGCACCGAAUGUUACACUAGAGCAAAUUAUGAAGCAAAAAAAAGAUAAGAAAGUGGAAUCUAUAAGGGGUUAUUAUGAUCCUAUGAUUUAUGAAAUUGAGGAAGAAAUAGCCAAAUUGAGAGAAAAGAAAGAACAGAUUGAAAGGGAUAGAGAUGAAGAGCUUAAAGCAGCAGAAGAGCAGUUUAAGAUUGAAGAAAUUGAAAAUGCUUGCUUAAUAUGCUAUGCUGAAAAAGCGACUGAGACAUUGAGAUGUGGGCAUGUUGUGUGCGGGGGAUGCUUGAAAAAGAUUGAUGUGUGUCCUUUUGAUAGGAGUAAUUUAGUUUAA